AUGUACGGAACUGAAGAUGUAAAGGAAGCCAUAAGAAGGCUUCCUGAGGACCUUUAUAAUGAUAGAAUGUUUCACAUUAAGAGAGCCCUGGACCUGACAAUGAGACAUCAGAUCUCGCCUAAGGAGCAGUGGACAAAAUAUGAGGAGGACAAAUUCUACCUUGAACCCUAUCUGAAACAGGCUAUUUGGGAAAAGAGAGAAGAAUAG
Messenger RNA from Psammomys obesus (fat sand rat), 207 nucleotides. Its product is annotated as cytochrome b-c1 complex subunit 7-like. NCBI's taxonomy places the organism in Eukaryota, Metazoa, Chordata, Mammalia, Rodentia, Muridae. Gene Ontology annotation, biological process: mitochondrial electron transport, ubiquinol to cytochrome c. The transcript has a single exon. The coding region runs from base 1 to 207 and encodes 68 amino acids. The record is from RefSeq and is a predicted model, not a curated record.